AUGGAGACGAACGUUGUCGCGUCCAAACCGACUGUCGGCUUGUACACGAAGACAAAUGUUCAAGGCUCUACAAUCCAAUUCAUCUUGCAUGCCCGCAUUCGACAUCGAAGACUGAACGAUGUUGUGUUUGUAGGGGAUACGUUCAUUCACGUCAAGCAGGUUGGCCACGAGGGACAUUUGCAGCACGUGGCAUUUAAGAACGACUUUGAUGCUCGCAUACGCCAUGCAGCGGUGUUCCGUCACGAAGACGAUGACGAUGACGAGGACUUCCUGAUCAAAUUGGAGAAGAACACCAGCUCUCUGGACGUUGCCGCCUUCCCACCGCAAUCAAUUGUCCUCACACUCGAUUCAAAUGAUGUGGCAUUCAUGUUCCUGCGAGCGGACGAGGCCGGAAGAUAUUCAUUCGUGCAAAGAGUCCUCCCGAUGCCCACCUUCGACCGUAUACUAUACCAACCUGGCCAGUAUCUUGCAAUCGACGUACACUCUCGGGCUUUGGCAGUUGCUGCGCAGGAGAAUGAAAUCAUCAUAUAUGCUGCGAAGCCCAGAGACCAGAUCCAGGAUGAGAUCAGGACUGGUGCCACCGACUGGUGUCCAGUAUCAGCCCAGAGGCGACUGCAUGUUCAAGGGGUGAUUCAGCACAUCGAUUUUCUGGUGCCGCCCGCCGACGAUAUCGAACACAUUGUCCUGCUCGUUGUCGUGCUAGAACGUGGGCUGAUGAAGGCGGUCCGCAUAGACUGGUAUCGCGCCGCUGGACCUAUCCAAGCUCAGAUCCAUCCUGGUCAAGCCCUCGAGUCGGCCAAUACAGUUCCUACAUUACUUAUACCGCUUCAGGACGCUGCCUUCAUCUUGAUUGUGGGCAGCCAGCCCACGCUGUGGCGAGACAUUCUGUCUGGGUCUAUAGCGGGCACUCCUCUUGCUCCCGUCGAUGAAAUGGGGCUGUAUCCAGGCAACUCUAGCAUGCUUCCGGUGUGGACUAGUUGGGCAAAGCCACGUCGCAGCCAAGCAGCGAGAUCUUUGCGGGAUGUGGUAUACCUCGUGCGCGAAGAUGGACUUUUGCUGUAUGUCACGAUACCGAAGAGCCCUUCGCAUGGCAUCUCUCAAAGCAUUGCUGGUAGUUUUGACUGCCAUGUCGGUGCAGCUUUUGCAUCGCUCGGAGAUGAGGGCGACCCUGACGUGCUUUGCGUAGCUGGAGAUACUAGCGGCGGCAAAGUUGUGUCCAUCGGCAGCUGGCCGAGUGCCAGGAGGAUCGAAGAGAGGAGCAGAAUGGACACGAUGAGCAUGCAAUUGAUCGAGCUGCUUCCUAACUGGGCCUCGGUGACGGAUACUAUCACGUCGGAUGCGCUAUCCGGCCGCAAUCGUGUGAAGGAAAUCGACAGCAUGUUCGUCACUUCUGGGCGGCAGCCGCACGGUGCGAUCACAGAGCUUCGUCAAGGUAUCGAAGCCAGCGCUCUUGCAUUUCUUCCGCUGGAGGAACUGCAGACCGUAUCGGCUAUCUGGGUACUGCCAGAUCUGGCCACAGGGUCGCUCAUCAUUGUGCUUUCCAGUCCCUUGGAAACGAUGCUAUUGAAGCUUGAUGCAGAAUUCGACUCACCAGAGGAUGUCAGCGAAUUUUCUGCAUUUGACUUGGAGCAGAGGACUAUCGCUGCCGUCAUGACUCAAAACGAUACGCUUGUGCAAGUGACACCCAAGACCAUUUGUGCAUCACAAGGACUACACCCAAACUUUGAAGACACAUCAAAGCUCGUAAUGGGUCACGACGAUGAAAUACUUUCUGCAUGCACAGUGCCGGCGAGCGCUACAAUUGUGGCCUCAAUACGGCAUGCGGAUGCGUACGAGAUUGCAGUAUACAACAUUGCUAGUGAUGACGAGUGCAGCAUCAAGCUCAGCUCAAAAUUCACCUUGAGCAUUGAGCCGCUCUGUGUGGCAGCCGCAGCAGUUGGGAAUGACACAAUUGUCCUGGCAUCAACUGCGAAAGGUGAAAUCGCAUUGCUUUGCUUUGGCGAUGACAAGCCAGAAAGCAUCUUGCUCACCACAGAACUGCCUACGCCUGGUGGACAGCAGGUUGUGUGCGAUCACUUAUCGCUUUUGCAGGACAACGGUGCGUUCCUGGCUGCCUGUGGUUUACGCGAUGGUACACUUGUCUCAUACAUUGUUCAUCCGCAGGCAGACCAGCCCUUUGAGCAUCUGCAAACACUGACGCUCGGAACGAGCACUGUCCGGCUAGCGACACUGCCCAGCGUUGCGUCGUCAGCUAUUGCCAUGACAGGAACCAGCACUUUGCUUGUGACCUGGAGUGCUACGCGGGGCGCACUCUCUACAGAGAACGUCUGGAUCACAGACAAGUCACAGCCCGAACUCGCUCAAGACGCGGUCACUGCAGUCGCGCAGAUGCCCCAUGCACACUAUCUGUCAUCGGACGCUGUUGCCGAGAAGCUGCUUGUCAUUUCUGGUCAAGAACUCAUCGUGCUUCAGCUCGGUGACCAGCUUGCCACUGUCCCGAGACAGAUACCCACGACCGGUACUCCCAAUCGCUUGGUCUACGCUGACUCUAUACGUCAUCUCGUGUGCUCUGGCAUUCACUAUGAUGUUCGUCCACAUCCGUCAAGAGCGCAGGCUUCCUCCGACUACAGACGACAACUUUGGCCAGUGAUUGAUUUCAUACCCACCAAGGGAACGAGAUCUUCCUACACACAUCACAUGCAACCUGGCGAGAAGAUCAAUGCCAUGCUCCCGUGGUCUUUCAAGCGAGGCGGUGAAAAGACCUACUCUUAUAUCCUAGUGGGUGGAAGCUAUCGCAAGAAAAGUGGAAUGAGAGGUGGCAAAGUCACGUUUUUGCAGCCCAAACUUCAGAGCUGGGAAGUUGUUGGUGUCGCAGAGACUCGACAAGUCAAAUUCGAUCAAGAGGUGACGGCUCUUGCCUUGUACGAUGACACCACUUACAUUGUUUGCGCCGGCAACAAAGUGCAUAUGUCCAAGCUUGACGUUGUGGAAAUGAAGUGGGAAACAUUUUGCCCAGCUUUCACGUUAGCAAGCCCCGGGGUCUACGUUACUGUUGAGCCUGCUGGCGAUGACCUCAAAGCGAUUGUGAUCACGACUGCUGCUGAUUCUGUGGUUGUCUUGUGCGUGACGAUCAAUCCGGAAGACGGGACAGCCGCUUUGCGGCCAGUAUGUACUGGGCCGAGGGCGGAUUACCUUCUCAGCCAUCUUUGGCUUCCGAGCGCCAGUGAUGCUGCAGUGAAGAGCACACCACUGGUCCUCACGGGUUCGAAAUAUGGACAGCUGAUUGGCAUGUCGAUACCAAGCGGUGAUGAAAUCAAGGCCUCGGACUACGGACACCGAUCAGCUUCAUUACAGUUUGAAGCCCAUCUGCCGCGAUCACUCACGCGUCUUCGACCCAGUCCGCCUACAGCCCGCAAAGGUGAAAGACCAGCAGGCCUCGUUUCUGGCCGGAUCCUUGGCUCAGCUACAGAUGGCACCAUACUCAGCAUUGCAACAAUAGACGAUUCUACUUGGCGAAAAUUGUUCUGGUUGCAACGACUGAUCGAAUGGAGUGACGCCUUAUCUCCAUUCUCGCACACAAGCCCGGCGUAUACAGCAGGCGAGGACGCAAUGCUCGGACAAAAUCGAGCAGUUCCUAUUGGAUUUGGAAGCAGCGCUGCGGAAAUCAUGCUGCUUACGACGAAUAGUCGGUUGGAUGAUAUGCAUAUUGAUGGAGAUGUGCUGAAGAGAGUGUUGUGCGAGGGUGGAGUUGGGGAGGUCAGAAGAUUGAUGCACAUGCUUGCUGAGGAAGAUGUGAAUGUGGGGAGCUGGAUGGCUGAACAUCUGGAAGAUGAAUUGGAUGCGCUUGACGCCGUUGUGGAGUUGAGUAGGAAGAUCGAUGCGUGGUUAUGAAUGGGAUGAUAUUGGGUCGGGAGAUGGUGAGAAUGGACGGCAUGCACUUUACGCUGCUCUACGCUGCAUACGAUGGAAUGCCACGAUACCCAAAGCGAAAUGAAAGCGAUAUGGAAUAUUGAUAGCCUGUAAA
Messenger RNA from Cercospora beticola, 4024 nucleotides. Its product is annotated as mono-functional DNA-alkylating methyl methanesulfonate N-terminal domain-containing protein. Gene Ontology annotation, molecular function: protein binding; U2 snRNA binding. The record is from RefSeq and is a predicted model, not a curated record. Gene Ontology annotation, biological process: mRNA splicing, via spliceosome. Gene Ontology annotation, cellular component: U2 snRNP; nucleus. Lineage: Eukaryota; Fungi; Ascomycota; Dothideomycetes; Mycosphaerellales; Mycosphaerellaceae.